GGACCACAGCGUCUGCUGCAACAACCACGAUGACGUGGGCCACAGCGCCUAUGUUGACAACGGCCGCAUUAGCGAUAACGCCGAUGUCGACGACAGCUACGGCGUCAAGAACAACGAUGGCGGGGGCAAUGACAUCUGCGUCGGCGACGACAAACGCAUCAGCGGUAACUAUAACAAUGUCGUCGAUACCUGUUGCGUCAACGAUAGCGCUGAAUAUGAUACCUCUCCCCCCAACAACGACAGCAUUGGCCACAAUGCCUACUUCAACAACGACAGCCGCUCAAUCACUAAUUGUAGUGAGCAGAGAAGAUUUAAGUAAUCUCAUAACAACAGCCGUCAGGAACGCUCUAAGAGAACAAAGGCAAUAUGAAAGAAGAGGAAGAGAAAGGGGAAGAGGAAGGGGGAGAGGAAGAAACGUCUAUAUAAACUGCUAUGGAACAUGCAAAUAUCAUAUUUACAGGCAAUAAACAUAUGUAACAUAUACAUUAAUACAUGUAAUAAAACUAACGUAUACAUAAUAUAAACGUAAUAUCUAACGAAAACACAUAACUUAUAUAUAAUAUAAACAUAUACAUUGUGAUACAUAAAAUACCUAUAACAAGAGUUCAUAUAUUAUCACAUUUGCUUAUGCAAGUAUAGUAAUAUACAAAAUACAUAAUUACAUUUCUUUAUCUCCGGAAGUUAACAAUUUAUAUUAAUCACAAGCUAACUAUAUAAUAUCUCUGAUAAUAUUCACUUGCAUUACAUUUUAAUUUUUGUAACGGAAGAACUCGAGUAAUUGCGAUGAUAAAAGUUUUGCGAAAGUGAUGCAACUUUGUAAGGUCAAUUUCAACAAUUUCGUAGCUUCGACGAGUUCAAAGUUGUAUGUACAUACAGUUACCUUAAGGCCAUUCUACAAUUGCGUAAACGU
Messenger RNA from Vollenhovia emeryi, 910 nucleotides. RefSeq lists its product as uncharacterized. NCBI's taxonomy places the organism in Eukaryota, Metazoa, Arthropoda, Insecta, Hymenoptera, Formicidae. The transcript is spliced from 2 exons. The record is from RefSeq and is a predicted model, not a curated record. The coding region runs from base 30 to 467 and encodes 145 amino acids.